Molecule: messenger RNA, 2133 nt
Organism: Miscanthus lutarioriparius
Lineage: Eukaryota; Viridiplantae; Streptophyta; Magnoliopsida; Poales; Poaceae
Source: the annotation of a GenBank genome assembly
AUGACUCCGCUUAUCGCCGGUCCACCGAAACGCAGGGUCUCUAAGAUUCCUGUGGAUUGGUCGCCGCGCCGCAGUGGGCGCCUGGCGGCGAAAAGUAAGUUCAGGGUGGCCAAUCCUGUUGUCCGAGCUCAGAAUGUGCUCAUCAAACGAUGGGAGAUUCAACAGCAGGAGCUGGGUGUUGAUCAUGAAGCUAUGCACUCUUACCACCAGUGCAUUUUAUCAAACAGCUUGUGGGUGACGGCGACAGCGUCCUCGGCGCGCCGAGCAGCGAGCCCGACAGCGUGUUGCCGCUCACGUCGAGGUGGACCAGCGAGCGCAUUGCGCCCAGCCUCAGCAGGGUCCGGCGCCGCGUCUAGCAUGAUCCUCGGCUCGCGCCUAGCGUCGUGGCCCUCAGCGGCGGCCGUCGUCAGCAGGCGGAGGGGCGGCGGCGUGUCCUCCUUCUCCUCCCGGUCCCGGUCGUCCCGGCGGCACAUGCGGCUGCCAAGGAUCAGCUGCAGCGCCACCGAGGAGGUCAGCGGCGCCGUGCCGUCCGUCACCGUGGAGCAGAUGAUGACGGUGUCGGCCACGGUGGAGGCGUCGCCGGCCAUCGGGCAGAUGUACUUCGAGCGCGCCCUCGACGACGUCCGCGACCUCCUCGGCAAGACGCUGCUCAUGGAGCUCGUCAGCUCCGAGCUCGACGCAAAGACGGGUCUGGAGAAGCCGCGGGUGACGGCGUUCGCGCACAAGACGCUGCGGGAGGGCCACUACGAGGCAGAGUUCAAGGUGCCGGCGUCGUUCGGGCCGGUGGGCGCGGUGCUGGUGGAGAACGAGCACCACAAGGAGAUCUUCAUCAGGGAGAUCAAGCUCGUCACCGGCGGCGACAGCAGCACCGCCGUCACCUUCGACUGCAACUCCUGGGUGCACUCCAAGUUCGACAAGCCGGAGAAGCGCAUCUUCUUCACCCUCAAGUCCUACUUGUCGUCCGACACGCCCAAGGGCCUGGAGGACCUGAGGAAGAAGGACCUGCAGGAACUGCGCGGCGACGGGAGCGGCGAGCGCAAGGCGUUCGAGCGCGUCUACGACUACGACGUGUACAACGACCUGGGCGACCCGGACAAGAACCCCGACCACCAGCGGCCCAUCCUCGGUGGCAGCAAGCGGUUCCCGUACCCGCGCCGGUGCCGCACCGGCCGCGCCCGGACCAAGAGGGACCCCCAGACGGAGAAGCGCGACGGGCACCACUACGUGCCCCGCGACGAGCAGUUCUCGGAGGUGAAGCAGCUCACGUUCGGGGCCACCACGCUGCGCUCGGGCCUGCACGCGCUGCUGCUGGCGAUCAGGCCGAUGCUGAUCAAGGAGGAGCUGCGCUUCCCGCACUUCCCGGCCAUCGACGAACUCCACAGCGACGGCAUCCCGCUGCCGGCGCAGACCGGAUUGGACGCCAUCCGCAGCGUCGUCCCGCGCGUGGUCAAGCUGGUGGGGGACACCACCGAUCACGCAGACGAUCGCGGGGCUGAACCCGCUGUGCAUAAAGCUCCUGACGGAGUUCCCCAUCAGGAGCAAGCUGGACCCGGAGGUGUACGGCCCGGCGGAGUCCGCCAUCACCAAGGAGAUCCUGGAGAAGCAGAUGAACUGCGCCAUGACCGUGGAGCAGGCGCUGGCGGCGACGGUAUGGUGAAGAAGAGACCCGCGGCGACGCAGCAGACGAGCUUGCCCGACACGCAGAGCGCCACGAACAGCUCCAGCGCGCACCACUUCUCUGACGCCUCGGAUCACUUCCCUGCGGCGUCGUUGCUGGUGUCGACGGCCAGGAGCAGCUGCUGCGGCGGCGUGCCGAGGCGGGCGCGCACCACGUACGUGGGCGUCUGCAGCAGCUGCCGCCACGACGCGAUGGGCGCGUACGCGCGGGUGCGCCACGCGCCGCCAGCGAGUCUAGGUACAGCAGCCGCGAUGCGUCACGCGACGCCUGGUCCGCUAGGAACCCCGCUCACGAUGGCGCCGCUGUCCCGGGGCCCAGCGGCGAGCAGGGACCGAACGCGUGCGACACCUGCAGCGUGUUCCCGGGCGUCGUGGGGCACGACGAGCUCGAGCUCGAGUGCGACGCGGCCGCGCCGCCCGCAACCACCAGCAGCAGAAGCACCGACAGCAUCCUAG